Molecule: messenger RNA, 1539 nt
Organism: Malassezia sympodialis ATCC 42132
Lineage: Eukaryota; Fungi; Basidiomycota; Malasseziomycetes; Malasseziales; Malasseziaceae
Gene: ALG8
Product: dolichyl-P-Glc:Glc1Man(9)GlcNAc(2)-PP-dolichol alpha-1,3-glucosyltransferase
Biological process (GO): dolichol-linked oligosaccharide biosynthetic process; protein N-linked glycosylation
Cellular component (GO): endoplasmic reticulum membrane
Molecular function (GO): dolichyl pyrophosphate Glc1Man9GlcNAc2 alpha-1,3-glucosyltransferase activity
Source: RefSeq, a predicted model, not a curated record
AUGGACGCGCCAGGCCGGACCGCUGUGGCGCUGGGCACGGCGCUCAAGGUGCUGCUGUGGCCCGCGUACCACUCGACCGACAUGGAGGUGCACCGCAACUGGCUUGCGAUCACGCACCAGCUCCCCCUGCGCGACUGGUACGUCGAGGCCACGUCGCCCUGGACGCUUGACUACCCGCCGUUCUUUGCGUACCUGUCGUGGGUCCUCUCGGUGCCGGCGGCCUGGGUCGAUGCCAACAUCGUGCGCAUCGAUGCGCUUGACUACGAGGCGUGGCCGUGCGUCGCGUACAUGCGCGCGACGGUGCUUGCCACGGAGGGCGUGCUCGCCGUCGCGCUGGCGCUCCUCCUGCGCACGGCGCCGCACGACAGCGCCCUGCGCGUGUUGCUGGUCGGCGUGCUCCUGCAUCCCGGCCUGCUGGUCGUGGACCACAUCCACUUCCAGUACAAUGGCUUCCUCUUCGGCGUCCUGUUCCUGGCCCUCUGGGCCGCCCGCGCGGGCCGCCCGGUGCUGGCCGCCCUGGCGUUCUCGUCGCUCCUCCAGCUCAAGCACCUGUUUGUGUGCAUGGCGCCGGUGUGGACCGUGUACCUCCUGCGCAGCUACCUGCUGCCUGUGUGGCCCGCCAGCCCCGCGGCGUGGAGCGCCCUGCUCGACCGGACCGUCAAGCUCGGCACCGCCACGCUCGCGCCCUUUGCGCUGAGCAUCGUGCCGUUCGUGCUCAGUGCCGUGGACGGCGACGUCGCGCCGUCUGCCGUCCUGCGCGCCAUGUACGCGCGCCUCUUCCCCUUCGACCGCGGGCUCAUGCAUGCCUACUGGGCCCCCAACGUGUGGGCGCUCUAUGCGGCCGCGGACCGCGUCCUGCUGCGUCUCCAGGGCCGCACGCUCGCGUCGGCGUCCCGCGGCCGCGUCGGCGACACUGUGUUUGGCGUACUGCCGGCCAUUUCGCCGGGCGUGUGCUUCACUCUCGCGCUCGGCGCGGCGCUCGUGUACAUGGUCCCGCUCUGGCGCAAGCCCAGCUUCCGCCACCUCGUCGUGGCUCUGACGCUGUGUGCGCUCACGUCGUUUGCCGUAGGCUGGCACGUCCACGAAAAGGCCGUCCUCCUCGCGGCCCUCCCCUUCAGCCUCGUCGCGGGCCACUCGUAUGCGUACUGGCGCACCUUCCAGCUCCUCUCGGCGACGGCCAUCGUGACGCUCUUUCCCCUUUUGUAUACGCACCUGGAGACGCCCGUCAAGCUGCUGUACGCGUACCUCUGGUACACCGUCCUCGUGCGCCUCCUCGGCCGCCGUAUCUUGCGGCCGAUGCCCUCGAACCUUGGCGAGAUGGUCCACUGGCUCGAGUCGCAGUACCUGCGUGGCCUCGCCGUGCUGGCGCUCGCUACCAAUGUGGUGUGGCCCUUGCUCGCGGCUCUGCAGCCACACUGGUCGCCCCCGUCCAUGGCGUUCCUCCCGCUGCUGCUGACCAGCGUGUACGGUGCACUGGGGGUCGUCUAUGUGUGGGUGCGCCUGUCCGUCCUGUACCUAGCGGACAUGGACUCUACAUAG